AUGAAGGCUAUUCGACGCAAAAUGGAGGCGGACCUCAAUAAAAAGAGGCACCAGGCUCCAAGAGCGAAUCGCACGCGUAAAGCUCCCCCAGGAACCGUGCUUGCUUUGAAGCCUAGUCAGGCCCUUCAGAUUAAACCCAACACUACCGUCGCAGAAGCCGCACAACUGAUGGCCGCCAAGAGAGAAGACUGUGUUCUUGUCACAGACGAUGAUGACCGCAUUGCUGGUAUUUUCACUGCGAAGGAUCUUGCGUUCCGUGUGGUCGGGAAUGGUCAAAAAGCUCGCGAAAUUACUGUUGCGGAAAUCAUGACGAAGAACCCCCUGUGUGCGAGAACAGACACCAGCGCGACGGACGCCCUUGAUCUCAUGGUUAGAAAGGGCUUUAGACAUCUGCCGGUUAUGGAUGAGAACCAGGACAUCUCCGGUAUCCUCGACAUUACGAAGUGCUUCUACGACGCGAUGGAAAAGCUGGAGCGUGCGUACAGCUCUUCCCGGAAACUCUACGACGCCUUGGAAGGUGUACAGACAGAACUAGGCUCCACCCAGCCUCAGCAAAUUAUCCAAUACGUGGAAGCACUGCGCUCAAAAAUGUCCGGCCCGACCCUCGAGAGUGUCCUGGACGGCAUGCCUCCAACUACAGUAUCUGUCCGCACUUCCGUGAGGGAUGCCGCGGCUCUGAUGAAGGAACAUCACACAACUGCUCUGCUCGUGCAGGACCAGGGCUCCAUCACCGGUAUCUUCACCAGCAAGGAUAUCGUUUUGCGUGUAAUUGCCCCAGGACUGGACCCUGCCACUUGUAGUGUCGUUCGUGUGAUGACUCCGCAUCCCGAUUUUGCUCCUGCUGAUAUGAGCAUCCAAGCCGCUCUCCGCAAGAUGCAUGAUGGUCACUACUUGAAUUUGCCUGUUAUGAACGAGACGGGCGAGAUUGUCGGCAUGGUGGAUGUGCUCAAGCUCACAUAUGCCACUCUUGAGCAGAUCAACUCCAUGCAAUCGCAUGACGACGAGGGCCCCGCAUGGAACAAAUUCUGGUUGUCGAUGGAUCACGAGUCCGAUUCAAUGGUGUCCGGCAGCCACCAAGCCCCGAAUCGUUCCGUUCUUAGUCCCGAGUCACCUAGACCGGGGGUGGAGGGCCGUGACAGUGUGCUCCCUAACGAAUCCGCGUCCCACCACGGCGGAGAUGAGCUUUCGGAAUAUCACGACCAUCACCAUCAUCACGACGAGAACACACCGUUCCCCUUCAAAUUCAAGGCUCCUAGCGGCCGCGUGCACAGAGUCAAUGUUGUCGCUUCCGCUGGCGUCGCUGACUUAGUUGCUCAAGUCACAGCCAAGUUGGGUAACGAGCUGGAGGCAGUCGGUGGUGCAGCCACCGUCGAGGAGGGCAGACUCAGCAAUACGGGUUACGCCUUGAGCUACUUGGACAAUGAGGGUGACACCGUUUCUAUCACCACCGAUCAGGAUCUGGCAGAUGCCGUCAGUCUCGCCCGUCGCUCGCACCGUGAUAAGGUUGAUCUUUUUGUCCACGACCCUGCUCAGCCCCCAAUUCCAGCAACGUUGGAUCCCCAGCCUGCUCCAGCCAGGGCCGUCGAGGAGAAAAGCUCCGUUGUCGCUGAAGAGCGGCUCUCCGAGGAGCCACUUAUUCCCAAGGCCCAUCAGUCGUUCCCAGCACGUCCCACCGAGGAGCAGUUCAUCGCCGGCGUACCCAAUGAGCUUCUACUUCCAGGCGCGAUCGUAACCCUGGCAGCAGUUAUUGCUGGAGUAUUCAUUCUCAGCCGCGCGACAAGUCGAUAG
Messenger RNA from Aspergillus thermomutatus, 1788 nucleotides. RefSeq names its product CBS and PB1 domain protein. Gene Ontology annotation, molecular function: protein binding. NCBI's taxonomy places the organism in Eukaryota, Fungi, Ascomycota, Eurotiomycetes, Eurotiales, Aspergillaceae. Bases 1 to 1788 code for a protein of 595 amino acids. The record is from RefSeq and is a predicted model, not a curated record. The transcript has 3 exons.